GGUCGGCAGAGGGCGCCCACGUGGGCUUGCUGGAAACCUAGCGGCCGGUUCUAGGCAGCCAGUCAGCGGCUGCAAAACCACUCAAGCUUAAUGGCGUCUUUGUGCUUAGAUUAGCUGCUGCCUCCCCCGCCACCUGGAAAGUCCCGAGCAGUGCACCCUUGGCUGCGUGGCUCACGGGGCAGGGUUAGGAGCAAUGCCAGGCGCGCGGCCGCCGCCCUGCCCAGGCUGCUAAGCGUGCGGUGUAUGGUCCAUGCAAGCGGCUGCAGGGCGCAGGAGGCGCCCGUUUUGGGGAGGCAGCCGGCGCAGGCACGGAGGCGACAGCAGCAUCUCUUCUUCCCCGCCGAGGCUGCAGCGGCAGACGGACUGCUCUGCAAUGACUACAGCAAGAUACAGGGCUACCUGGGACUUGGUACUUGAUCCUUUGGUGUCCUGUAAACUCUGUCUUGGGGAAUAUCCCGUGGAACAGAUGACAACAAUAGCACAGUGUCAAUGCAUCUUCUGUACUCUGUGCCUGAAACAGUAUGUGGAACUUUUGAUCAAAGAAGGUCUAGAAACAGCAAUUAGUUGCCCUGAUGCUUCCUGCCCAAAACGAGGUCAUCUACAAGAAAAUGAGAUUGAGUGUAUGGUUGCAUCAGAAAUCAUGCAAAGGUACAAGAAGCUACAGUUUGAAAGAGAAGUGCUUUUGGAUCCAUGUCGGACUUGGUGUCCAUCUUCUGCCUGCCAGGCAGUUUGUCAACUACAAGAAUCAGGGCCUCAAAAUCCCCAGCUGGUCCAAUGCAAAGCUUGUGACAUAGAGUUCUGUUCAUCUUGUAAAUCCAAUUGGCAUCCAGGACAAGGCUGUCAAGAGAAUAUGCCAAUCACCUUACUCCCAGGGGAAACAAGUUCUGUGUAUAAAAUGGAAGAUGAUGAUGCUCCCAUCAAACGCUGUCCAAAGUGCAAAGUUUAUAUUGAGCGAGAUGAGGGUUGUGCCCAAAUGAUGUGUAAAAACUGCAAACAUGCCUUUUGCUGGUACUGUCUGGAAUCUCUUGAUGAUGAUUUCCUCCUUAUACAUUAUGACAAAGGACCUUGUCGAAACAAGUUAGGUCACUCCAGAGCAUCUGUUAUCUGGCACAGAACACAAGUGGUGGGAAUCUUUGCGGGAUUUGGUCUACUGCUGUUAGUGGCCUCACCUUUCCUUUUACUUGCUACUCCAUUUGUCCUUUGCUGCAAGUGCAAAUGUAAUAAAGGAGAUGAUGAUCCUCUACCUACCUAGAUCGUGAGAAGAUGGGACUCAUCACACACACAUUUUUUCCCCCUCUUGCACUUACAUUGUUGUAGCCUUACUUCCCCCAUCCUGCUUUUCUGUGACAGUGCCAUAAUUCCAGGAACUGUUGUUAGUACAGUUACAUAGACCGAGUACUAAUAGGUAAAAUAGUGGAAGGCAAGUCAGGUGUUUAGAGGAUGUUGUGGAACACGAUAAGUGUCUGAAAUUGAGAGAUGAAGAUACUCUAGAUAAAACUAAUGGUUUCAUAUUGCCCACAGAGGCUAUAUUGGUGGACUAGGAACUGUGCUAUGGUACAUCAGCAAAACAACCCAAAAACAAAUCAAAUCUAAUUUUUUCACAUAUACAUUUGCAUCAAAAUGAGGUGUCUUAUUGAUAUUCCUGAGUCACCUAUCAUUUAAAUGUGGCUUUAAUAUAUCUGUUUUAUUACAACUGUGUUUUUAUUAAUAUUGCAAUGGCAAAAACCUCUUUAGUACUUAUUUUUGCAAGUAUAAUGGAAAUAAAUAAGGUGCAUAUUGGCCAUCAUAUGCCUUUCUUGAAUUUUGGGGAGGGUACAGCUUGAAUUGCUGCCUUCCAGGAAUUUUAAGAAGUUUUACAUGCUAUUCAAUCAAAAACUACAUUUUAAAAAAUAAAUAUAUGAAAGCUGCAAGAUUGAGUGGUGUCACAAACCUGCUACCUAAUCAAGAUUCUUUUAAAAAUGUAUAGUUGGUGAUGAUUACCACUGGAUCACAAGUCUUUUUCUGUGUGGUUAAUUUUUGCUGUUAAGGGGUCUGGUACACUUACAGGGCUACAUAACUUCUAAUCCAGGUAUCUCAAUCUUUUAUUUAUAUAUUAAAAAAUCCUGAUUAAACCAAAUUGUGUAAAUAUCUGUGCUAUUGAAUAUUUGGAAGUUCAAGAUAGCUCGCUUCUGUCUUAAAGGCAGGUAUUGGGGAAAAAAAUUACAGGAUUUAUUCUGCUUAUCAGCAGAUUCUCAGCUCAGCAAUGAUUCCUGUCUUUACAAUAUAUGAAAAGUACUAGACAUCCUUAUUAGUAAUUAAAGCACCUGGGGUGUUUGUGAAAGGUCUGUCUACCAUUUACAAUAUAUACUCCAUUUGCCAGAGUUCAUAUCAUAUGUGCUGUUAAUAAUCAUACUGUGAGAAAACAAAACAAAUUUCUCUUCAAGGAUUAGUUUGUUUUGUUCCAACAUUACUUUGUGGCAUCAUUUUUCUUCUCUCUUUUUUUUUUUAAUUUACAAUGUUGUAAGUUUUUCAGGGUAGUAAAAUGUCCCAAUUAACAUUGUUAAUAUACAGAAAUUACUCUUCUGCAGUAUUUUGUAGAAAACUGUAAGAGACCCCUUGUAAAUGCAGGCUUCAAAAACAGCAAAAGAAUUUGACAAAAAUUUAAUGUAAUGGCCCUGAUCAUGGAAUGUGGUACACAUGGGCAGAUCUGUGUCCACACGGAGCCUACUAUUCUGCAGAGCAUGCUAGUGGAAGUUAAACUGUAUUUGAGAACCUAAAAAUAUAAUGGAGUAGGAAGUGAUGCAGUGAUUGUAUAUGUGGAAGUCAGUGGGGCUCACCACCUAAGACAUGGCGGGAUCAAGGCCACAAAACAUAACAGCAGUCUGACAGCGCAAAAAAACUAUUUGUUCUCUUUUAUGUUUAGUUUUAGUUUGCAUAUCGAUUAUUUGAACAGAAAUGUUGCAGGGAAAAUUUUUUGAAAGCCCAUUGACUUUCAGUGAGAUGUAGACUCCUAAGGGCAUAAGUCACUUUUGAAAAUGGGAAAUAGAUUCCUAAAUCACCUAGGUACUUUUGAAGAUUUUCUCCUCUGUCCAACCUCCAUAUUCUUGAUUUUAAAAAAUUAGUAUUUCAAACUGGCUAAAUGAGAAAUGCCUGCAGGAGAUCCAGAAAUUGUUUUGUCUUCAGAUGUUCAACCUUUGUAAGAUGGCAAUCUGAUUACAAGCAAUGUUAGUUGUAUGUUACGUCAUUAGCUUUGUAUUACAGUGUGUAAUUCAGAAUUUAAUGGCAAAAUCCUGAUAUUGAGGGUUUUUUGGGUUUUUUUUUGCUUAGUUAUUCAGAAAUAACAUGGCAAGGCUGGAUGGCUCACAAGAGUUUAUCAAUGGGAUAGGCAUACUUUAACUAGUCACCACUGGUCAGCCCUGGUUUCACUGGCUAAUGAGGUUUCAGUCUCAGUCCAGCUCCUCUUACAGGAUGUGUGUCCUUAUUGCAAAAGACUGACUGAAUUAGAAAAGCACCCUGAUUCAGGAUAGUACUUAACUCACAUUGUCUUGAAUCAUCGUUUUGAGGUAUAUGAUUAAUAGGUAUGUACCGCUGGAUGAAUAACUAGUUUCUCCAAAUCUGAGGCAUGGUAUCAAGGUAGUGUGGGAAGGCUUGAAUUCUGGCCCUUAUUUCCAAUCCUGAUCUGCACCGGACAGAUCCAGUUGCAGCAUCAGAGAACUAAUUUUUCAGUGGGCAAAACAGACCCCAGUUUCCUGGACUAGCAGUUCUGCACUCCACUUGUUGAGCUCUUAGCAACACACCAUUUUCCUUUAAAUCACAAAUGGUUCUAACUGGCAGUUCCAGCCAAGAAACUGGUUUAUAGGGGGCCUAUCAAUAUAGUAUCUGAGGUAUGGUGGCAUAAAGAUUAACCUGUACUUUCUUUCUUAGAAGUAGUCUUUUCAGAUCAGGGGUGAAGCAAGGCAGUGUUGAGAUUCUGUGAUGCCCUCGAUAGAGAACUUCACUCCUCACAGUUGUCACUGACACCUUUGCAGAGUACUAAAUUUACUUCAAAAUUAAAGAAAAAAAAUCCCAUAGUGCAUUAUAGAUGCAAACAUUUUUAAGAUAUUAGAUUUCAGAUGAUGAUCCCAUUAACACAGACACAAAUGCCUGGGUUUAUCUGAUCAUAUCCAACAUAUAGGAGUGUGUCUGAUCUCAGCAUGCUUGGGUUCACUAUAGUAGAUUUCCAAGCUGUCAGCUGAUACAGCUUCUUGACGUUUGGAUAAUAAUGUGUGUAUAUUCACAAA
Molecule: messenger RNA, 4259 nt
Organism: Chelonoidis abingdonii (Abingdon island giant tortoise)
Lineage: Eukaryota; Metazoa; Chordata; Testudines; Testudinidae
Gene: RNF144A
Product: ring finger protein 144A
Biological process (GO): protein ubiquitination
Molecular function (GO): ubiquitin-protein transferase activity; zinc ion binding
Source: RefSeq, a predicted model, not a curated record